This is a messenger RNA of Pestalotiopsis fici W106-1, 888 nucleotides long. RefSeq lists its product as uncharacterized. NCBI's taxonomy places the organism in Eukaryota, Fungi, Ascomycota, Sordariomycetes, Amphisphaeriales, Sporocadaceae. The record is from RefSeq and is a predicted model, not a curated record. The coding region runs from base 1 to 888 and encodes 295 amino acids. The transcript is spliced from 7 exons.
AUGAAGUUUCAACCCAUCCGCACGCUAUGGGGUGUUGAACCCGGAGAGAACAUGGAAAACUGGGAUAAGCUCUUUCCUGAGCUCAAGCAAAUAGGUUUUGAGGGUAUCGAAAUUGAUGUUGCAAACCUGAAGAGUACUUCCGAAUAUCAGGCUCUUCGGACACUCGCCGACAAGCAUGGGCUAGUCAUCACGGCACUUAUGUUUAGUGAAUGGCCACAAACUGCCGGGCCACGUCCAAAGGGUCUCACGGUGGCAGACCACCUCAAGUUUUACCGCAAGACACUCCAAGAUGUGGCAAUUCUCAAGCCCAUCAAGGUAAACGUACACUCCGGCUCUGACGUUUGGACCUAUGACCAGUCCGUGGAGUUCUACAAGGCAACCUUUGCUAUUGAUGAGGAGCUCGGUUUCGCCGGAAAAGUGUGCCACGAGACGCACAGGAACAGAUCCCUCUACAGCCCACAAGCAACCGAUUACAUCCUCAGCCGAGUACCAAAUUUGCGCAUCACGGCGGAUAUCUCGCACUGGGUCGUGCUGUCUGAACGUCUACUAGAUGCCAAUGAGGAAGACCGUGACCUUUUAGAGAGAGUAUACCCCAAUGUCGAUCAUAUUCACGCCCGCAUUGGCACUACUCAGGCCUCGCAGUGUCCUGACCCGACGAACCCCGUCUUCAAGGAAGAGAGGGAAUUCUUUGAGCGCGCGUGGCUGCGCAUCCUAGAGCUGCGGCUACAGAAGAACGACCUCAGUACCGUGACAUUUGUGCCUGAAUACGGCCCGUUCCCAUACCAUCCAAUCAACUCUACGCACACGUUUGAUGCUGUGGCCAACAGUGAAGCCACUCGUCUCUUUGGGGUAUUCAAUGCAUUCGUGGCUAGCAAGCAGAAAUCAUAG